GGAGAAGCGAGUUUCUCUUUUGCCUUUCUUCUCCCCUUCCUCUCUCCCCACGCAAAGCAGGAGAGAAGAGAAGAGAAGAGAAGAGAGGAGACCAGGCCUUGACGCUGCUGAACAAUGGGGUCCCCUCCUGCGUUCUCGUCGGACGACCUCGUCGUCAAGUCGCCUAACGACCGCCGUCUCUACAGGUUCAUCCGCCUCCACAACGGGCUCUGCGCCUUGCUCGUUCACGAUCCCGAGAUUUACCCCGACGGCACUGCCCCCGCUCGCUCCGGAUCCCCCCGCGGCAGCGACGGCGAUGAGGAUUUCGACGAGGACGAAGAGGAAGAGGAAGAGGACGACGACGACGACGACGAAGAAGGAGGAGAAGAAGGAGAAGAGGACGAAGGAGACGAGGAGGACGAGGAGGAGGAAGAGGCACCCCGGCACGGCCAAACGAAGAAGGCAGCGGCGGCAAUGUGCGUGGGCAUUGGCAGCUUCUCCGAUCCUUACGAGGCGCAGGGUCUCGCUCAUUUUCUAGAACACAUGCUCUUCAUGGGGAGUGCAGAUUAUCCGGAUGAAAAUGAGUACGAUAGUUAUUUGUCCAAGCAUGGAGGUUCCUCAAAUGCAUACACGGAAGUAGAGCACACCUGCUACCAUUUUGAAGUCAAACGGGAGUUUCUGAAGGGCGCAUUGAAAAGAUUCUCUCAGUUCUUUAUUUCACCUCUAGUGAAAAUGGAUGCUAUGGAGCGGGAGGUGCUUGCUGUAGAUUCAGAGUUUAACCAGGUUAUGCAAAGUGAUGCUUGUCGUCUUCAACAACUCCAGUGUCAUACUUCUACACCGGGUCACCCAUUGAACAAAUUCUUUUGGGGGAAUAAGAAAAGUUUGGUUGAUGCAAUGGAAAAGGGGAUCAAUUUGCGGGAAUGUAUUCUGAAGUUGUUCAGCGAUUAUUACCAUGGGGCUCUGAUGAAGCUAGUUGUUAUUGGAGGGGAGCCUCUGGAUGUACUCGAGAGUUGGGUGGUGGAAUUAUUUGGUAAAAUCAAGAAAGGUCCUCCAGUUCAGUUUGAGUAUGGAAAGGAAAGAGCUAUCUGGAAAGCUGGUAAAAUUUAUUGGUUGGAAGCUGUCAAAGAUGUUCAUGUCCUCGACUUAACAUGGACGUUGCCAUGUCUGCGUCAACACUAUUCAAAGAAAUCGGAAGAUUAUCUAGCACAUCUUCUCGGUCAUGAGGGAAGAGGAAGUCUGCAUUCAUUUUUUAAAGCUAGGGGUUGGGCUACUUCUCUAUCUGCUGGCGUAGGGGAUGAAGGACUACAUCGAUCUUCAAUAGCGUAUGUGUUUGGGAUGUCUAUUCGCCUAACAGACUCAGGCUUGGAAAAGAUCUUUGAGAUGAUCGGCUAUGUUUAUCAGUAUCUCAAAUUAUUGCGUCAAGUUUCUCCCUCAGAAUGGAUAUUUAAGGAAUUGCAGGAUAUUGGUAACAUGGAAUUUAGAUUUGCCGAGGAGCAACCUCAGGAUGAUUAUGCUGCUGAACUUGCUGAAAACUUGCUUGUUUAUCCAGCUGAGGAUGUUAUUUAUGGAGACUAUGCUUACAAGGAAUGGGAUGAGGGGAUGAUUAGGGACCUUUUGGGUUUCUUCUCACCUGACAAUAUGAGGAUUGAUGUUUUGUCAAAAUCCAUCAACAAGUCAAAAGAUUUCCAGCUUGAGCCUUGGUUCGAGUCCUGCUAUAUUGCGGAAGAUGUUUCUCCAACUCUACUAGGCCUUUGGGCAGAUCCUCCAGAAAUAGACUCCUCGUUGCAUCCACCUUCGAGGAAUGAAUUCAUUCCACGUGACUUUUCCAUCCGUGUGGAUGAAGUGCAUAAUCACGUUUCUUAUGUGUCAUCUCCAAGAUGUAUACUGGAUGAGCCAUUGAUAAAGUUAUGGUACAAGCUAGAUGAUACUUUUAAAUUUCCUCGUGCAAAUGCAUACUUUCGUGUAAACUUGAAGGGGGGAUAUGAUGAUGCAAGGAGCUGCCUUAUGACCGAAUUGUUUAUUCUCCUUCUCAAGGAUGAGCUCAAUGAGAUCAUCUAUCAGGCAAGUAUUGCCAAGUUGGAAACGUCAUUGUCAUUCUUUAGUGACAAGUUGGAGCUAAAGCUCUAUGGGUUCAAUGAGAAGCUUCCGAUUCUUUUGUCCAAGAUUUUGGCCAUUGCCAAAUCCUUUUUGCCGACUGAUGAUCGUUUCAAGGUUAUAAAAGAAGAGUUGGAGAGAACUCUGAGAAACACCAACAUAAAACCUUUAAAUCAUUCGACAUAUUUGAGACUACAAUUAUUGUGCAAGACUUUCUAUGACGUUGAUGAGAAGCUGUGCUGUUUGGGCGAUGUGACUAUUGAUGAUCUGAAGGCAUUCAUCCCUAUACUUCGUUCCCAGCUUUAUAUUGAAGGCCUUUGUCAUGGAAAUUUGCUUGAAGACGAAGCUAUUGUUUUAUCAGAGGCAUUUAGAGUCAACUUACAUGUCCAAGCACUUCCAGUUGAGAUGAGGCAUGGGGAACAUAUUGUAUCUCUUCCUUCUGGUGCAAACCUUGUAAGAGAUAUCAGGGUGAAGAAUACAUCGGAGACAAACUCUGUUGUUGAGCUUUACUUCCAAAUCGAACCAGAAGUGGGAAAAGAAUCAAUCAAAUUGAAGGCUCUGAUGGAUCUUUUUGAUGAGAUAGUGGAAGAACCUCUGUUCAAUCAGCUAAGGACGCAAGAGCAGCUCGGCUAUGUUGUUGAAGGUAGUCCCAGGGUGACAUACCGCAUUUAUGGGUUCUGUUUCUGUGUUCAAUCUUCCAAAUAUGACCCUGUCUACUUGCUUGGGAGGAUCGACAAGUUCAUAGACAGUCUGGAAGAAUUACUGGGUGGCCUUGAUGAUUGUACUUUUGAUAAUUACAAAAAUGGGUUAAUAUCGAAGCUGCUGGAGAAAGAUCCAUCCUUGACGUAUGAAACGAAUCGAUUCUGGAGUCAGAUAAUUGAUAAAAGGUACAUGUUUGACUUCUCAGAGAGAGAAGCCGAAGUUCUCAGAAACACUAAGAAGGAUGAAGUCAUUAACUGGUAUAAAACAUACUUGCGCCAACCAUCUCCCUGUUGCAGGAGACUUGCUGUGCGGGUAUGGGGUUGCAACACUGACUUGAAAGAUGCUCAUGCACAGAGAGAUCCUAUGCAAAUCAUUGAUGACCUUGCCUCGUUCAAGUUGUCAUCAAAAUACUACCCAAGUCUUUGUUGAGCAGAUGCUACCUGGAGAAAUAGUAUUUGUUUAAACUAUAGAUGAUCUCAAGGAAAGCUAGCCGGUGGGGUCAAGUUUGACUAAUUUCUUCUUGAGAUGAAUUUAUGAGACAAUGGGAACUGAUGAUACAUCGUGAUGACAUGUCUAGUUUCCCAAUGAUUGUCGUACUCUUAAGUGCUGGUGCUGGGAUUCAGGACCUGCCUUUGACCAUCAUCAAUGAAGAGCUAAAAAUUUUUUUCACUGAAGGCUGGGAUGAGCCAUCUCAGACUGAAUGUGAAGGAAAUAACAGAUCCGAGUACCUAGUAAAGGAUUGGCCAAAAAAGGAAGAGUAUUUAAUAUAGGAAGUCAUUGUUCUCUAUUUUUACAUAUCCAGAGCCGUAGAGACCGCAUUCUAGCUUAUUUAUCAUAUUCUUUGUUGCUGUGUUGAUGUUGGGUUUUUGCUGGUCGGAAGUGUGGAUGAUUUUUAGCCAGCUUCAGUUUGUUGCUUCUUCCUAUUGUAAGACAUUUUGCAAAAACAGGUCUAAAAAGCUGUACGAUGUUGGUCAGGACACGGUAAUGAGGAUCGACCAUUGUUGCUUUCUUUUA
This is a messenger RNA of Syzygium oleosum, 3789 nucleotides long. RefSeq names its product nardilysin-like. Lineage: Eukaryota; Viridiplantae; Streptophyta; Magnoliopsida; Myrtales; Myrtaceae. The transcript has 19 exons. The record is from RefSeq and is a predicted model, not a curated record. The coding region runs from base 115 to 3204 and encodes 1029 amino acids. Gene Ontology annotation, cellular component: cytosol. Gene Ontology annotation, molecular function: metalloendopeptidase activity; metal ion binding. Gene Ontology annotation, biological process: proteolysis.